Molecule: messenger RNA, 6288 nt
Organism: Cydia fagiglandana
Lineage: Eukaryota; Metazoa; Arthropoda; Insecta; Lepidoptera; Tortricidae
Exons: 5
Coding region: 437-2503 (688 amino acids)
Cellular component (GO): nucleus
Source: RefSeq, a predicted model, not a curated record
GCCGUCAUUCAUUCAUCAUUUUUUUGUCAAUUACGAAUGUCAAAUAAUACGCUGACAAAAGAAAAAUAACGCGAGUGUUUAACUAUUAUUUUCAAGAACUGCUGACUAAAAAGCGUCUCAAGUUUCCACCAUUCGGAAAUGUGUUUACGGUCUUGAGUUGCGGAAAAAGUUUAUAACUUGUAUUUCUAUCAUUGAACUUGUAUUCGCGAAGACCUUGUGCACAGUGGACACGGUCAUAUUAUCGUUGAAAACAUGUGUUAUUUUUAAAUAAUACUUCUACACGUCGUAGUUUCUUCAUCGAUAAACACUUUGUGAAUGCUGCGUCAAAGUGGGGCACCGUGAGCGUGUGUAAAUAAACAAAGAAACAGUCAGUUGAAUCGUAUGUUCUAGACGUUUUGCUCGCCACCAUGGGAAGGUUUGUGACUGUUUAGGGAGUAUGGAGCGUUUGUAUCAUGACCUAAACCUGGCCCUAGAGGAGAGUAACUGCGGCCGGCAGGAGCGACGCAAGUUAGGGCUUCGACGAAGGACCCGCUCGGCUGGGAACCUGCCGGCCGCAGUAGCAGUAAGCCUGCUCACAGAAGAUGGGAGCUCCAGCAGCCCCCCACAAGCACCACUAAUAACCCAGCCACUGUCCGACUCUGAUGACCCUCAACUCAACCCCCACAAGGGCUUGAAGUCCCGACAUUACUGUCAGAUUGGCAACUUCGAGUCUGACUCCUUCAAUGAGAACUUUUCACCCACCCGACCCUCAAAUGCGAGGAGAAAACGGAAGUAUAAGAAGAUGCCGGUGGAGUAUGCAGAAGGGAACCGGUCUCCGCCAGUGGAAAUUUUGACUAUUACUACUGAGCCUAACACAUCACCAUCCACAAUAAUGCUGCAAUCACAGGGUCUGGCGCCACUCGUCUAUAUGCACCGCCAUAAAUCGUUUUUAAAACAUGAAAGAAAUGCUUUCUGUGGCAAAAGGAAAUGGUCGCACAGAGAUAAAGGAGAUGUCUGCGAAAUGAGAGAGAGAUCGUUCAGCGGCGGCUGCUCAUCCAAAUCCACUUUCUUCUCCAAAAACGACUUUAAGUUGAAGAAGCACGAAACAGACAAAAAGAGGAAAGAACCAGUGUUACAGCCCGGCAAGAUUGUCCUCAAAUCACAGAACACAGAAGGAACUAAACCCUCAAGUUUUACCAACACUCCAUCUCUCCCCGGGAGCUCUAGUUUUAACUUUGUCUACAAGAACUCUAAAAACGGCACGCCAACGUUAUCGAAAAUGACCGGAUAUAAAAUUGCCACAGACUUGCCGCCAUUUUUCAACCCAACCACAAGUACAGGGAAACAGUUUGACGGAAAGAUGUACAGAAAAUCAAAGAUGUUGAACAAAAGUCACCCGCCUAAUUCGCUAAGAAAUCCCUUGUUGUUUGAUGAUCAGAAUAGUGGAAUGGACUGCGCUGGAAACGAGUCCAGUUCUUUAAGCAGUAGCGACUCGGAUGGAGUCGUAACUAAUGACAGUGACCGAGAGGGAGAUGAUGAACUAACAGACUGGCCAGGCAUUGAGGAACUCAAAGUCUUCAACAAGAGUCUAACCUUCAAAUCGUCCAAAUCCGUGAACAACAACUCGCCAAAAUCAGUCAGCAACAUGCCACCACCAAAACGGCUGAAAAAAGAAAAGAGUCUAGUUAAAAGCGGUUGGGCCAGUUGCAAGAAUAGAUUUAAGAAGAAACGAGCUAACAUAGACUCGGGAAACGAUGACGACGCCAUGAUGUCAGACUCGAAAACCGUUGUAGAUCUCGAAGACGGGAUCUUGAAAGAGAACAGAGAUAUUUUACAGCCCCACUCUUCUUUUUCCACGUUCAGCGAUAUAAAAAAUGCAGGCAUAUCCGGGCAGAGCGCAAACGAAUCCUUCUUCCAAUCAUUUUUAGCUUUUCAAGAAAAAACAGGCGACCAGGACGGGUUCCAAACGCCGCGAACGAAUUUUUCUUUACAAAAGACUUCUUCUAGUGAUCUAAAUGUGAGUGAGAGAAGUCCACAGAGCGAUCAUUAUUUCAGCGAACAUUCCAUGGGCAUAGCCACUGUGGCCGAGGUCAGAGAAAUCAGGGCUGGCUGUCGGAGAAUCAGAGAUGAGAGGCCGGGGUUCUUGAUUCUCAGUGCAGCUAAUGAGCAGCUCUCAAAGUUCCUUCAGGAUUCCUGUCAGUCGGAGUUGAAAUUGCCAAGUUUAAAUGACCCUGAGGAGAAAGAAAAGCUAGAAUCACUAGCGAAGCUGUAUUCACUUGAGCUGCAGGUGGAGAUGGGACGGCCAGUUUUAAGGAAAACUAGCAACACAAUGCAAGCUAUAAGAGUCGAGCAUUCCUACCACAACUUCCCGUCUGACCACAAACGACGCUGCUACGGCGAAGACCAGGACUCGAGUCUUAGUGACCCGGUUAACUCGAACGAUGACGAGAAAGACUUUGCUGAAGACUCGUUCUCGCAUUCGUUGGUGGAUCGAUCGCUGCUGCAUCCAGGUGAAAUUGAUUGAGACUUUAAAACCGGUUUCUGCCUAGUGUAAAUAAAUGACGGUUUAGGUUAUUAACCGGUUGAUUAUGACAUCAGGUUUCGAGUCUCAGUGACUCUGUUAACUCGAAUGAUCGAGAGGAGAUUGUUGCAGACUCGUUCUCGCAUUAAUUGGUUGAUCGAUCGCUGCUGGAUGCAGGUGAAAUGGAUUUAAUGUUGAAAACCGGUUAAUUUUGCAAACCGGUUUCUGUCUGACGCAAACUAUAAAUGACGGUUUUUAACCGGUCAAUUGAUUAUGACUUCUACAAUUUUAUAUUAAUACCAUACCGGUUAAUUUUUCUUGCAAGUCAAUGUUCUGGUUAAAAUUUUUGUAAUUGAUGAACUUAUAAAUAAUAUGACUAACCGGCUUUCUGAAUCUGUUUACAAAAAUGAAUUGUUAGUUGAUGGCUCAUUUUAGUACCAAUGCAUUCACAUUAUGUCUGUCCUUAUAACAAGACCAUUGUUGGUAUCUGUGACACCAUGUUUUUUCAAGAAUACGUUUGGAAAAGUCGAAUUUGCUCGCAGUGUGGUACGCCAUAUAAGAUUACUUUAUUUAAAUAGGUAUUUCUACCAAGGCUCGGAACCGGUUUUUUCUUCUUACGAAAAAUACCGGUAUUGUUACGUUCUUUUUCGUUCUUUGGUUUAUUAUUUCAUUUUUGAUGGAUCAAUCUAAUAAUACGAAGCUGUUAGCUAAAUACAUGAUUCCGUCCUACGCAAAGAGCAUAAAACUACUAAUUAUGUGUGUUCUUUAAUGUUUUAUGUUUCUUUUUGUACAAUAAAGUAUUUUACUACUACUACUACUAAAAUUAUUAAAAAUAAUCGGCUAUUUUGGGAUUGAAAAAAACCGGUUCCGAUACCUGAAUUCUACUCCUUAUUUAUAUUUAACUGUUCAUGCACAAUGAGUUUAGUUUUUAGGGACCAAGGGUUUUAUUUCAUGUAUACAUAGUUGUGAUGAUUUUACAACGAGGUAACGAUGUUUUUCAUAUAUUCUUACGUGUUUGUUUCUAUCCGUUUAAUAAAACCAAAUAAUUUUGUAUAAAAUUAUUCGUAAGUACGUCAGAUACCUACAUGCACAUAAAUGAGUAGUACUGAAUAUAUAUUAGUAAAAUAAAAUCAACCGGGAUAAUUGCAACUCUGGGAUUACUGCGUCUGUUAUUUUUAGGGUACGAUUGGUCGGGACGCCCUCUAUGUUAUGCUUUAUUUCCAAGUAUCUCAGGUUUUUAUCACUGGAUGCCGAGAGCUCUUGUAAUUCAUGUCGUUUAAAAAAAGAACUCUAAUAGACGCAAUAACCCCAUAACCGCAUUCAUCCAGGUCGACGGCAUGGGAAAAAUACUCAUGUGAAAUAAAUAUGUUUAGGUAAAAACGUAUUAAAAUGUAUGUAUAAAACAUAUGUCGUUUUUAUGCAGUAUACACUGCUUUACUGCAAAGGUUGAUGUUAAUAACAUUGUAAAACUGUUAAAUGAUUACGCACUGUUAUAAACGUUUAUAACGUUGAUAUAACGACAACUAUUGCCUGCUGGUUCGGGCGUAGAAAGUAGAUGUCACUUGAUAACUUUAUGGUGCCGUUGGUUCAAUUCAGCCAGGAGUUUUUGAAAAAUCGUAGCGCUAGCUCUUUUAGAUCUUAAUACGGUUGCCAUAAAAUAUGAAAAGCAAUCUUGAGGCAGUUCUAGUAACUUCAUCGAUUCGAAACCUGAUUAAACUUUCGAUCUGACUAAUACCCAGGUCUGAACGCUCCAUUAAACAUUUGUAACCAUAUUUACACAAUCUAAAAAUAUUAAAAUUACUACUUUUUUUUUAUCGACCUCGUUUUUUUUGUUAAAAAUUACUAAAAAUAACAAUGAUAUCCGCAAGUUAGGGCACGCUCGCUCGUCUGUCCGCUCAGUGCUUAACGAGUUGCAAUCUGAACUCAUGGCGCCUUAAAGCUAUAAAGUGUUUGUAGAAAAUGAAAAGAACGAACGUCAUAGGUAGGUGAUUACUGAUUAGGUAGGUAUGCGCUAUAUUUAUCAUAUCAUAACGCAAAGUUUACUCAAAUUUCAACUUUUUUCAAUAAAUCGGUUUAAAAUGCGUAUUACGCAUUGCGUAAAAUUGCUAAUCAGUCAACGUUUAUUACUAAAUUCUAAUAUUUGACGACUAAUUAAAUCAAUUAUUGAACAUUACACUAUUUAUUUAAUUUCCAAAUGAUUAGUGUCCGACCGAAACAUGUUUUUUUGCCGAAACCGAAACCGAAACCGAAUGUUCGGCUUUGGCUCUAGUUUCGGCCGAAACCGAAACCGAAACCGAAACUUUUGUAGACUUGUUAGAAUCGUUGAAAAAAUGACAUAAAACCGCUUUUACAGACAUAUUAUGGGGCUGUCAACACCCAAUGUCCUUGAAAUGUAUGUUACUUAAGCAGUUUUUUAAGAAAAUUACUAGAGUUAGACCAAGAUAAUUCUGCAACGAUUUUGAUAACACACGCAAUGCAAGUGUUAUUUUAAACGUCAAAACUUCUAUGAAAUAAGACGUAUAAAUAACAUUUGCACUAGUUGCACUGCGUAAGCUAUCAAAAUCAUUGCAGAAUUUUCUUGGUGUAACUCUAUUCAUUCACCAGUCAAGCUAACAUGUAGAUACAGGGUCAAGCAAAAACGCGAGCGCAGCGAGCGCGAAAUUUUUUGUUAAUAAUAUCUUAAGGCCGGGUACCGAUCUUCACCUGGGCCUAAAAGUCCGAAGUGCCCCAGUGAGGCGAACUUUCAUGCGAAGUCAAAGCCGUGCUUCAGGCUUCAAAAUAAGUAGUUGAGCACAGACUCCAACCAAUGUCCAUUGUAUUAAAAAGCGAGACCGCAGGCUGAGCAUGGCGCAGCGAGGCCAAAGGUUAAGCUGAAGUAGAGGACAUGUGGAACACAAACCAAUGGUAAAUUGAGGUAAAAAGUGAGGCUAAGGUUGAGCAUUCGUAUGAAAAACUGUACUGGGGGCACUUUUAAGGGUUUUUUCUUCGUUUUAAUCAAUAGUCAGCUGUUCAGCCUCGCAAAAUAUUAACUAUUGAGAAAAUCAACUUUGCAGCACUAGUUGAGCGUAACCUUUAGCCUCGCUUAAAAUUUGUCAUUAGAGGUAGAUAGGAAAAUGACUGAAUAAGUGAUUGAAUAAGAGCGAAAAAGACAUCGUUCGACUCGGGCCGAGCGGAUACUCGGCCAACGGCUAUCUCAUUCACUCCGAUACAAUCAGACAGUGUGCGCGUUAUAGGUAUUGACAGCCUCUUAAGACUGAGUCGACCGUCCAGUGGCGCCCUCACUAGUGGAAUUGUGUUUUAUAAUAAACCAAUUAAAUGAUGUAGGUACCUAUACCACCUAUACAUGAAUCAGUAUAUGUACCUAGAUAUUAAUAUUGUUGUCCUACUUAUUCCCCAACUUUUGGUCUUUGUCCGAAGUACCAUUUCGUAAGUUUCGGCCCGGCCGAAAGGUUCGGCCGUAUUUUGGCCGAAACCGAAACUACGGCCGAAACAUGAUUUUUUGGCCGAAACUGACCGAAACCGAAACCGAACCUUCGGUCGGACACUACAAAUGAUACACGCGAAUCCAGAAACAAAUGCGGUCUUAUAAUAAAACUUAACCAUUUUCAAUAUUUGUCACAUACAUGUAUAUGCUGUUCGUUUUAUUUCAUGUUUAUAAAUUAAAUUAACAUUAACGAAAAGGUACUUAAAAGUUGUAUUUCUAUGCCUGCUUAAGUAUUAUUAUAUUUAUUAUGUACUGGCUUUUAUAAAUCAAACCCAUAUACAUAUUUUUCUAUUGGUCAUAAUAU